AUGGGUAUCACUGACAAGCAAGAAGCUAUGGUGAAAGACUCAUGGGAGGUGGUGAAGCAAAACAUUCCUGAGUGGAGUCUUCGUUUCUUCACCUUGAUCUUAGAGAUUGCUCCGAUGGCAAAGAACAUGUUCUCAUUCUUGAAAGACACUGGUGAAAUUCCUCACAACAAUCUCAAGCUCAAGGCACAUGCACUGAAGGUCUUCAAGAUGUUGGGAUCUGUCCAUGUCCAAAACGAUGUUCUUGAUCCACAUUUUGAGGUGCAAACAACACUCUUAGUGGUGAAGGAAGCUCUACUGGCAACAGUCAACAAGGCAGUGGGAGAGAAAUGGAGUGAGGAGAUGAAUGGUGCUUGGAGUGAAGUCUAUGAUCAGUUGGCUGCAGCCAUCAAGGCUGAGAUGAAGCUAGUAUCUGCUUAG
This is a messenger RNA of Ilex paraguariensis (yerba mate), 417 nucleotides long. NCBI's taxonomy places the organism in Eukaryota, Viridiplantae, Streptophyta, Magnoliopsida, Aquifoliales, Aquifoliaceae. The record is from the annotation of a GenBank genome assembly.